UUAUAAAUUUAUCUAUAAUAAUUAAUAAUAUUUCUAUUAUAUUUAGUUGUCGAGAUAAUUGUUUAUUAAAAAAAAAUUCUUAUUCAAAUAAAUUAAUUUAUUUUUCAUAUGAAAUUCAUUCAAAUAAUGGUCUUGUUUAUUUUGUAACAGAUUAUACAAUAAUUGAAUCAUUAAUUAAACAAUUUCAAAAUUUAUUAAAACUUCGUCUUUAUAUAAUUGGAUGUAUAAAUACAACAAUUGAUGGAUAUCAUUUAGAAAAUAAUUUAUUUAAAUAUUUACCUAAAUUAAAUGAAUUUGAUUUAUUUAUUCAAUCUUAUGGUGGAUAUGAAUUUAAAUCAAUGGAUCAAUUUAGUUCAUUUAAAUGGAAUUUUGCUUGUUAUACAAAUUAUUUAACUGAUAUGC
This is a messenger RNA of Rotaria sp. Silwood2, 402 nucleotides long. The record is from the annotation of a GenBank genome assembly. Lineage: Eukaryota; Metazoa; Rotifera; Eurotatoria; Philodinida; Philodinidae.